This is a messenger RNA of Sapajus apella (tufted capuchin), 725 nucleotides long. Its product is annotated as tumor necrosis factor receptor superfamily member 10C-like. NCBI's taxonomy places the organism in Eukaryota, Metazoa, Chordata, Mammalia, Primates, Cebidae. The transcript is spliced from 3 exons. The record is from RefSeq and is a predicted model, not a curated record. Gene Ontology annotation, molecular function: protein binding. Bases 1 to 663 code for a protein of 220 amino acids.
AUGGCUCCCCUCGCUGUCCUGGGUCCCGGGGCCGCGCCCUUUCCGGGACCUCGAAGGGGUCGGGGCACUCUGUCCCCGCUGUCCGACGGCGCUCAUUGGCUUUUUUCUCCCUUCCCAGGAUCUCAUAGAUCAGAAUAUACUGGAACCUAUAACAGGUGCACAGAGGGUGUGGAUUACACCAAUGCUUCCAACAAUUUGUUUUCUUGCCUCCCAUGUAGAGUUUGUAUAUCAGGUACAGAAUGUGUGAACCCUUUGCCCAGAGGUGGAGUGCAGGGCAAUGAGAUGGGAGUUGUAGCGAUAAGUGCGCAUGCUCAGACCCUUCCCCAGCCCCAACCAGGGAGCAUGGGUGGACCCUGCAGACACGAGGAGCCCGUCCUUCUCCUGACGCCUUCUCGGGGUCAUUGCAGAGGGAGGGUGGCUCCUCUUUCAUACUACCUGGCCAGCUUUCCCUCAAGAGUCCCCCCUCCCUCCCUGUGUGUACCCAGGUGCCCCAGUGGGAAAGUCCUGGUCAGUAAUUGUAUGUCCUGGAGUGAUAUCGGGUGUGUUGAAGAAUCUGGUGCCAACGCCACUGUGAAAACCCCAGCUGCUGAAGAGACAGUGACCACCAGCUCGGGGACUCCUGCCUCUUGCGAUUACCUGCUAUGCAUCAUCAUGCAGAACUAAGGGCCAUAGUUCUAGUCACGGUUGUGGCUGUGUUUAUCUGGAAGACUUCACUGUAGAAGAAA